UUAAGUCCACGUGGCAUGUUGCACCCUCCGUGUCCGCAGGGGGCGCAGUUUCGCACAGGAUUGUGGGAGCAGCAGCAUCGUCCGGACUCUCACCCGUGCAGGGAGCCUGAACCGGGACGAGACAUGGGACACGGAGACCUGAUGAGCCGGGCGGAUGACGUGGCGGACCAGUUCCUGCGGGGGACCAAGCACUACCUCCCCCACGUGGCCCGGCUCUGCCUGGUCAGCACCUUCCUGGAGGACGGGUUCAGGAUGUGGUUCCAGUGGGCGGAGCAGACCGAGUACAUCGAGUCCACCUGGAGCUGCGGACGCGUCCUCGCCAACAUCUUCGUCCUGCUGAACCUGCUGGGGCAGCUGGGAUGCUGUGUGUUGAUCCUCAGUAGAAACUUUAUUCAGUAUGCCUGCUUCACUCUGUUUGGGAUCAUCAGCCUUCAGACGGUGGUCUACAGCAUCCUGUGGGACCCAAUGUUCCUCAUGAGGAACAUGGCCUUGGGGGGGGGCCUGCUCCUCCUCCUGGCCGAGGGCCAGGGGGAGGCGCGCACCGUGUUUGCAGGAGUUCCUUCUAUGGGGAACCAGAGUUCUCCGAGGAACCUCCUGCAGCUGGGAGGAAGGGUCCUCCUCAUCCUCAUGUUCAUGACGCUCUUGCACCUGGACCUGAGCCUGUUCACAAUCCUCCAGAACCUGGUGGGCUCGGCGCUCAUGGUGCUGGUGGUGGUCGGCUUCAAGACCAAGCUGGCCGCCCUGACGCUGGUCGCCUGGCUGCUCGUCAUCAACGUCACCUUCAACGCCUUCUGGAGCAUCCCGACAUACAGGCCCACCCACGACUUCCUCAAGUACGACUUCUUCCAGACCACCUCGGUCAUCGGGGGCCUGCUGCUGUUGGUGGCCCUGGGGCCCGGGGGGGUCUCCAUGGACGAGAAGAAGAAGGACUGGUGAGGAGGAGGGGGAUCUCCAUGGGCGAGAAGGAGAAGGACUGGUGAAGAGGAGGGGGAUCUCCAUGGGCGAGAAGGAGAAAAAUGGAGUGGUGACGAACUGAUGCUAAAAUAAGGAAGAACAGAUGAGAGUAACUGUAGAAGAUGCUUUUAUUUUGAAAAAAUCCCCAGUUCUUCCUGUGAAUUGUUCUGUAAACUGAAUAUGAUCAAAUAAAAAAAUUAUAUUGAAACUGUA
Molecule: messenger RNA, 1167 nt
Organism: Pseudoliparis swirei
Lineage: Eukaryota; Metazoa; Chordata; Actinopteri; Perciformes; Liparidae
Gene: surf4l
Product: surfeit 4, like
Exons: 6
Coding region: 16-936 (306 amino acids)
Biological process (GO): Golgi organization
Cellular component (GO): membrane; endoplasmic reticulum; endoplasmic reticulum-Golgi intermediate compartment
Source: RefSeq, a predicted model, not a curated record